AUGUCUCGUCCACUCGAAGGAAAGCUCGCCAUCGUGACUGGCGCAUCUCGAGGCAUUGGCGCCUCGAUCGCCGAGCACUUGGCCAACAAGGGCAGCGACCUUGCCCUCUGCUACACCUCCGCCCGCUCCCAACAAUCCGCCGUCGCCCUCUCAGAAAAGCUCAAAGCCGCGCAUAAGAUCCGCGCCCUCGUCGUCAAGGCCGACCUCGCCACCCCCACGGGCGCCUCCGAGCUCAUCGCCGCCACCAAGGCCGCCUUUUCCACCGCCGGCAAGUUCCAGAUCGACAUCAUCGUCAACAACGCCGGCGUCGCCUACAACGACAAGAUCCCCGACAUCAAGAUCUCCGACUUUGACAUUUCCUACAAGGUCAACGUCCUCGGCCCGCUCCUCCUCAUCCAGGCCGCCCAGCCGUACCUCCCUACGGACCGCAGCGGCCGCAUCGUCAACUUGAGCUCCGUUAGCGCCGGAUGCGGGUUCGUCGGCCAGUCUGUCUACGGCGGUACCAAGGGCGCCGUCGAGGCUAUGACUCGCACGUGGGCGAGGGAGCUUUCAGAGAACUGUACCGUUAACGCUAUCAAUCCCGGCCCUGUGCUGACGGAGAUGUACGCAAGCAACACGGAUGAGUUUAAGCGGCUUAUCAAGCCUUUCAUUGAGCAUACCCCGCUUAUGGCGGCGAGGGAGGGGAUCGACUCCGCUGAGGUCGUUGAGGAUGCUAAGACGAGCGGCGGCAGGCCCGCGUAUUGUAGCGAGAUUGCCGGUAUUGUUGGGAUGUUGUGCUUGCCGGACUCAGCUUGGUGUACUGGUCAGGUCGUGUGCGCGAACGGCGGCAUGCUGUUGGGAACUCAGUAG
Molecule: messenger RNA, 849 nt
Organism: Scedosporium apiospermum
Lineage: Eukaryota; Fungi; Ascomycota; Sordariomycetes; Microascales; Microascaceae
Product: 3-oxoacyl-[acyl-carrier-protein] reductase
Exons: 2
Coding region: 1-849 (282 amino acids)
Molecular function (GO): oxidoreductase activity, acting on the CH-OH group of donors, NAD or NADP as acceptor
Source: RefSeq, a predicted model, not a curated record